This is a messenger RNA of Zychaea mexicana, 318 nucleotides long. RefSeq lists its product as uncharacterized. The record is from RefSeq and is a predicted model, not a curated record. Lineage: Eukaryota; Fungi; Mucoromycota; Mucoromycetes; Mucorales; Lichtheimiaceae. Gene Ontology annotation, cellular component: mitochondrion. The coding region runs from base 1 to 318 and encodes 105 amino acids. The transcript has 4 exons.
AUGAGAGCCACUCUUCUGCGAUUAGCCCGUGAAGCAAAGCCGGCACCUCCUAUUCCUAAAUUUUUCAGGGAUCCUGAAAUGUCAUUAGCGCAUUUCAUGAUAAAGGGUCAGGUACUCUCGUUAUAUAGACAGGUCUUGCGUUGUGGUAAAGGUCUUGCCAAACGAGACAAACAAGAAAUCCGAGACUUUGCUCGUGCAGACUUUGAACGAUACCGAAACGAAAGGGAUUUGGACAAGAUUCGAUCUUUGUUAUCUUCAGGAAAACAGCAAAUGCAUUCACUCCAAGCAUCGGUCCAGCUGGCACAUGCCAAUCAAUAA